This is a messenger RNA of Paracoccidioides brasiliensis Pb18, 699 nucleotides long. RefSeq lists its product as uncharacterized. The record is from RefSeq and is a predicted model, not a curated record. The transcript has 2 exons. The coding region runs from base 1 to 699 and encodes 232 amino acids.
AUGAUCGGGAUGUUACUUCAUCCAUAUAGUGAUAGCCGCUAUGGGGACGAUCAUUCCCCUGGAGCUCUAUGUAACAGCAUUGAUGUCUCAACCAGCUCUAAAGAUUCCAAAAUCUUCACUCCUUCCACUCAAAAUUAUUUGCUGAAUGAAGGAUCUUCCCCAAGAUCUCACGUAUUUUCAGAUCUACCUGUCAAGGGAAUUGCGAGUCCUGAGGUUGGAGGUAUUAAAGAUGAGAAAUGUUGGCGUUUUGGGAAAUUUAUCAGCACGAAUUACCAAAAUUCCAAAUCCGACGAACAUCAUAAAGCUAAAAAACGAAAGUGUCAAAUCGUGCAAUAUAGACAACACGGGGAAUCGAGAAAGAUAAGCGCAUCAUGCGAGAUAGCGAGAUCCGUAAAGAUUAACCGUCCAGCUAGUCCGCCUGAGUUGAUAACUAUCUCAAAGUUCCGGCCUUAUCACCCAGACCCACAUGGCAAAUCCCGAACAAACGAGACUUCACAAGGAAUUGUAAUAUUGAAUAAACCGCCAUCAGAGUCGAAUUCACCUAAUAUUUCUCCAAGGCGUGGACAUUAUUUCAGUUCCUCUCAUGAUAGUGGAUAUUCGACUCAGGCAUCUAUCCGGCCCCUCGAAGAUUUAUCUCUGUUAUCUGCUGAAGUUUCAGUGACAAGCCCUUCAUCAACCUCUCAGCUACAUCCUUUUUAA